AGAUGAUGGAAGUUUUUUUAUAUAUAUUGUAAAUACUAGACAUUCUGAUCCACACUCCAUACCAGUGAGUGGCGGUAAUGCACUAAACCGUUGAUUGCCAACCGCCAAUAAACCUAAAAAAGAAGAAGAACCCACACAAGUGAACAUUUUAAUGUCCCCAGGUUUUCUACAACCCAUGAGUAUGUAGCUCUGUUAUGCAGUGUCACAGUAAAGGAUCUAAUCUCGUACGUGUCUCGAGAUCUUCACAAACAUUAGUUAAGUUAUGAUUGCUGUUCAUACAGCCAUGACUUCAUGCCCCACAGUUCCGGCUUGUCUCUCUGCUACUACUUCCUCCUGCCUUGCGCAAGCUCACAUCGUUGUAGAAUGCGGAUUUAGACGCUAGUAAGAAUAGCUAGCCAGUAAGCUAAAAACAAGCUUCUUGUUGUCAGGCUUCAUACGGGUAAAAAUGUCUAAAACACACGCACAGCCCCCGCCAUCUUCGGCAGUGACGACUACCGGGGCACCCUCUUCGUCCUCUUCGUCUUCGCCCGCUGGGGGCUCGACAUCUCCCGCAACCGUGUUGAACGUGCAGCCCGAGAAACCUCAACAUUACACAUAUCUGAAGGAGUUCAGAACUGAGCAGUGCCCCCUGUUCGUCCAGCAUAAGUGUACACAACAUAGGCCCUUUUCCUGUUUCCACUGGCACUUCCUGAACCAGCGGCGCCGCAGACCCAUCCGCAGGCGGGACGGGACCUUCAACUACAGCCCAGAUGUGUACUGUACCAAAUAUGACGAGGGAACGGGCACCUGCCCUGAUGGAGAUGAAUGCCCAUUUCUACAUCGGACAGCAGGUGACACAGAGCGAAGGUAUCACCUCCGCUACUACAAGACGGGAUCGUGUAUUCAUGAAACGGACGCGAAAGGCCAUUGUAGCAAAAACGGCUCCCACUGUGCCUUUGCCCACGGAUCACAUGACCUGCGCAGCCCUGUUUAUGACAUCAGAGAAGUGCAGGUAAUGGAGUGUCAGGGAGGCUCGGGGCCCACAGAGGGAGGUGGAGGAGAUGGACAGUCAGGACAGGCAGCAAGCAUGGCCCUCAUAGAGAAGAUACUGAGUGAGGAGCCACGCUGGCAAGAUAACAACUACGUGCUGUCCCAAUACAAGACAGAGCUCUGUAAGAAACCACCUCGCCUGUGCCGUCAAGGCUACGCCUGUCCGUACUACCACAACAGCAAAGACAGGAGGCGCAGCCCGCACAAGCACAAAUACAGAGCGUUGCCUUGUCCAGCUGUGAAACAGAGUGAGGAGUGGGGGGAUCCCAGUAAAUGUGAGGGAGCAGAGGGAUGCCAGUAUUGCCACACGAGAACCGAACAGCAGUUCCACCCAGAGAUCUAUAAAUCCACAAAGUGUAAUGACAUGCAGCAGUGUGGCAGCUGUCCCAGAGGGCCCUUCUGUGCCUUUGCUCAUGUUGAAAGGCCCUUUGUUCCAGAGGAGCCCCCAUUCCCCUCGCCAAGCUCCCCUCCACCCCCCAGACCUCCAGACCCUCUUCCGGCCCAGGAAGCUUCUUCAAGUCCCAGCAGACACAAUAUGGGGCACGGGCCUGGUUCUGUUUCGGACCCCUUCUCUCUGCCCGCGGGGUCUUGCAUAGCGGAGCACGGCCUGCUGGGUAGUGUUCUGUCUCUGUGUGAGGACAUGAGCGAGAGAGCGGAGCCUCUGUCUCCCUGGGCAGGAGAGGGAGGGUACGGCAGAGCGCCGGGAUUUGAGAGGGAGGAUCAGGCAAAGCAAAGAAGCUUUGCUCUCGAGCAGCGCAACCGGGAAUUGGCAACAGUACAAAGCAAACAGGACUUGUUGGUGUUUCUGCCCGUGGGAAGCCCUUUGAGCCUGUCCUCCAGCAUCCCUUCCAGUCUGGCCGCCACCCCACCCAGCCCCGCCACUCUCGGACCCCCGGGAUCCGGCAUCUCGUCGGGCAUGAACGCCAACGCCUUGCCCUUUUACCCCACCAGUGAGACCGUGGAGUCAGUCGUCGAGUCAGCCCUGGAUGAUCUGGACCUGAAUGAUUUUGGUGUGUCGGUGUUGGAGAGGAGCUUGGAGAGCAGCUCUGCUCUGCCCAGUGUGGGAGUUAUGCUGGGAGGAAGCCAGUUCCAGAGUUCUGCCCCAGUCAAUAUCCCUGGCUCCUUUAGCAGCUCCGCUCCUUUCGGCUCCCCUUCGCCGUCUCCCCCAAUCAGACCGCACACCUCGCCGUUCUUUUCUACUCAUCUGUCACAACCCGGCCAAUCAGAAAGCACCUUCUUGGGACCAUCUCACAGCUCUUUAGGUCUGAACGGUAUGAGCACUAAUAUCUGGGAGCAUUUUCCAUCCGGCCAGGGCUCCCCCGGCACCCCCCCCACCCUCCUGCCCUCUGGCCCCGGUGCAGAGACCUCCAGGCUCAAGCAGGAGCUGGAGGAAGCUCACAGGGCCCUGAAGCAGUGGGGUCACAGCUGGAGACACACAGCUCAGUUGUGGGCCGCGGUGAAAGCGGACGCAGAGGAGUCGAGAGCCCACGCGGCACGGUUAACCAUGGAGGCCGAGAGAGCCAAGCAGGCCGAGGAGGAGGCGCAGAGACAGGCGUCUCUCCUGCAGGAGGCGCUGGAGAGCCUGAGGAGUGGAGACAACCCCCAUCUAGCACUGCAUCAACUCCAGCUGCUACACCGGCUGCCCUUGGAGUCAGUCCUCAGUUUGAAGGCUCAGCUCUGCAGCUGCUUACACGCUGUGGAACAGGUGGUGUACAGGAAACAGAGACAGUGCUGUGUGACGUGUGGCGAGCAGGGCUCGGUGUCCCUGCCCUGUGGCCAUGGACUACAGUGUGAGAGCUGCUCCGCCUCGACGGAGUGCCCGCUCUGCCCUGAACAGACCCUGGAGCAGCAGCUCUCUUGACCCCCCAACCCACUCGGACCACCACAGAUUUAAAACCAGUCAAUCCUGAUUCCACAGACACCAGCCUUGGAUCUCAACCGCCAUUCGAAAUCAUGUCGAGGUCAUUUUAUAACGUGGUGACAGCACAGGCGCUGAUUUGGUUUUGUAUUUUGAAGACAACGUUUACUGAUGAAUGACCAGCACAGGUCGCUAAGUGAAAGCUCUUAAUGUGGAAUUUAGAAUUAAUAAUUUUUCUAGUGGUUACCUGCGGAACACCAGUACUUUUUUACUAAUGCUCUUGACCAGCAACACUGUUCUUUACCCCUGUUCUGGAUUUGUGAAAAUAACUUCAAGACCUGCUGUUAUUUCUUCUCUAACCCUGCCGAUAAAUCAUUUACAGCCAUUGUUCUCAAUCAUAUUUUGAUAUGUUUUAAAGUAUGAGCUCACCCUAAAGAACAUUUCCGGAGUGUUAUCUAGCUUCUGGAUAGCGUCAGUGUGAUUUACGGAGGUUUUAAAGAUGUUUGCUGUCACCUUGUUCCAAAAAAA
Molecule: messenger RNA, 3415 nt
Organism: Anarrhichthys ocellatus (wolf-eel)
Lineage: Eukaryota; Metazoa; Chordata; Actinopteri; Perciformes; Anarhichadidae
Gene: unk
Product: unk zinc finger
Biological process (GO): cell morphogenesis involved in neuron differentiation
Molecular function (GO): mRNA CDS binding; metal ion binding
Source: RefSeq, a predicted model, not a curated record